AUGGCCACGACGGAUCCUGAAUUCAUCAAAACAAUCUUGGAUGAAACUAACGCAAAGAGAGCGUUACACGGCGUCCAGUCUCUUACUUGGAAUAGUACCUUGGCUGCCUAUGCCGAAACCUACGCUGUUUCAGCCUACAAAUGUGACGGAAUCUUGAAGCAUAGCGGGGGGCCGUAUGGCGAGAAUCUUGCUGCGGGUUACACCACUGUCGGUGCUGUCGAUGCCUGGUAUGCCGAGAUCAAAAACUACAACUACUCCGAUCCGGGAUAUAGUCAUGACUCGAGUCAUUUCACCAAUUUGGUAUGGAAAUCGACAGAUUCUAUGGGGUGCGCGUAUAUCGAUUGUGGUGGUGCCUGGGGUAGAUACAUUAUCUGUGAAUACAACCCUCACGGUAACGUGAUCGGUUACUUCAGCCAGGAAGUCUUACCGCUACUUAGU
This is a messenger RNA of Babjeviella inositovora NRRL Y-12698, 438 nucleotides long. RefSeq names its product CAP domain-containing protein. Lineage: Eukaryota; Fungi; Ascomycota; Pichiomycetes; Serinales. The record is from RefSeq and is a predicted model, not a curated record. The annotation marks the transcript as partial. The transcript has a single exon.